GAAUUCGCCACCCUUCGCGACAAGUAAGGGCAAACAUGCUCAAUGGAAAUGCCGUUGAAGGUGCUUGGCAUCCAUGAAGAGCAGUAACUAACGAAUCACUCUUGCUUACUUCUGUUCCUAGAAUGUACAACGAGAGAAUGUUGGAGCUGGAUAGGGAAGUGGAGAUGAUCAAUGAUGGCACACAUCCAGAGCUUUCGACAUUGAUGAGGGAGAUUGAAGAAAAGCGCGAACACCGGCUUAGAAUCGCCAAAGCCUGGUUGAUGCAUACAGGAAAGAUUGUGCAGUGCGAGUUUGAGAGCAAGGAGCAUCAGGCCCAUUGCACCUAUCAGUCCAAGAAGCGCGAGUUGCGCAAGGACAUCACAACGGAGCUGGGCAAGCGAAAGCAGAAAGCGAUAGUAGAGAUGGCAUUAUCGUCUGACGUCCGCAGGAAGAACAUGGUCGCCGAUAAAUUGUCCUUGGUCCGUGCGCGGAGACACCGCAGAGUCGAGGCGAGCGAGUUGCGGAGUAUCGAGGAACGAUAUGGUUUCCCUGCCACGACGAAGCUGCGAAUGAUCUCGACGACGGAGCUAGAUGAGGAUUUAAGAGCCCUGGGAUUACCAGGGCCGGCAUUGCAAUCCAACACAACAGAAUAUGGACUUAAACCCUAUGGACGGAUAUUGGCCACCUCAUCAUCGCCACGGCCUAGUUCUGGUACUUCGAGAUGGAGCGUCUCUUCAGAAUACUUGCCAUCUUCUGAGGUGGAAGUUUUUGUGGAUGGCAACCACUGCAAGGUCGAUGGGACCUGGUACAAGCCGAACGAUUAUGUUGCUGUUCUGGAUGCGGCCAUUGGACAGUACAAUGCCAAGUACCUCUUUAUUGUCAAUGAUGAGAUCAUGUUGCAAAAGAUGGAUGGAUCGAAGAUGCGGUUGCAUCUGAACCUCUUCCGGGGGAAAAAGCUGUACAUGCAACCCCGGCCUUGAAGGCUGACUGCCUUGUCGUCAGUCAUUUCUCAAGCUAACGACGACCUGGACUACGUACGCAGUUUCAUUUGCACGCACACUGUCAUUCAUGAACAAUAAACAACUAAUCGCAGCAGCAUAAAGAAAAUCCAUGCUCGC
This is a messenger RNA of Gamsiella multidivaricata, 1097 nucleotides long. RefSeq lists its product as uncharacterized. The transcript has 7 exons. Gene Ontology annotation, biological process: negative regulation of transcription by RNA polymerase II. Lineage: Eukaryota; Fungi; Mortierellomycota; Mortierellomycetes; Mortierellales; Mortierellaceae. Gene Ontology annotation, molecular function: histone deacetylase binding. The record is from RefSeq and is a predicted model, not a curated record. The coding region runs from base 123 to 959 and encodes 278 amino acids. Gene Ontology annotation, cellular component: Sin3-type complex.